Molecule: messenger RNA, 2223 nt
Organism: Suillus fuscotomentosus
Lineage: Eukaryota; Fungi; Basidiomycota; Agaricomycetes; Boletales; Suillaceae
Product: Metallo-dependent hydrolase
Exons: 15
Coding region: 366-2105 (579 amino acids)
Biological process (GO): adenosine catabolic process; inosine biosynthetic process
Molecular function (GO): adenosine deaminase activity
Source: RefSeq, a predicted model, not a curated record
CUCCCCUACAGCAGAACUCAGUGAUCACAACAUCUCAUCAAUUUGUUUGUUUUCUUUUUGGAAGACUCAAUUUUCCGCGACCUCCACCGCAGACACGUUACCACUGCCAUUGUUGGCCUACCUGGAAAGUCUUUUAGACGCAUUGAUCCUGUUAUCAUUGCUGGCCUGCUGUGCCCGAUGUAUCAUGGCCUGUGGGACACUUUCCUCGCUGUAUCUUAUUGCACACCGGCAGGUCCUGGCAGUGGGCCACUCAUGGUGGCCAUGUCGUAUACUAUUAACUAAGGCGGUGCUAAAACAGAUGGCCAAUGCACACUUGAGCCACAAUUCUAAUUGGUUUAUUACACUAUUCUUCUGUGGGUCCUUCCAUGGCCCGCCAUUGUUUUUUUGUGUGUAGGCACCUUGACAUCGACAAUACGCCAAUGGAUGUUGAUCCAGGCCAGCACCACCAAGGGCCACAAGCAAAAUCAUUUAUAAAGCCAUCGAAUUCCUGUAAUCUACCAUCAUCCUUUUCUUCGCCAAUGUCCUCCUCAAUGCUUGCUGACUAUUUACAAAGACGUGAGAAACUUAUCGCAGAGGACCGCGCGUUGCGAACAGACCAUGUUCGCUGGAAUUACACCGCAGCUGAACUGAAGGCAGAUAAAGUUGUGCGCUCCAUCCGUGCUAAAGAAGCUACCACUGUUUGGGGGAUUGAUCACGAACAUGUCCCUCACCCAUACCCAGGGAUGGAAUUUUUGAAUGGCAAAGACCUCAUUUUACAGACGGAACUCUAUGAAAUAGUCUCCAAAAUGCCAAAGGGUGGGCUAUUGCAUGUGCACCAGAACGCCUCGGUGGAGGCAAAAACACUUCUUGAUCUAGCACUGAGCCAUCCCGCGAUACAUAUCCGCGUCCCGAGUCCGUUGGACGCAGCUUCUCUCGAAACUGUGCUGCCCACAAUCCAACCAAUCCCUGUGGAGCAGUAUCCUGCUACUGAUGUAGUUGGUAUCACGGAUGUUUUAUACGCCGGUGGCUGGGUUCCCAUCAAGAAGGCGCGAGAGCUGUUCGAUCCUGCACUAGGCGGCCCUGCCGGAUUUGAUAAAUGGGUGCUCAGCGCCUUUAUGAUCAAUCCCAGUGAUGCGUACAAUACGUACAAUACACCGAUGAAGAUCUGGAUGAAGUUUGGGAGUACCUUUGGCGUGACUGAUCCCAUUAUCCGUUUCGUGCCGAUUCAAAAGGAAUACUUGCGAAUGUUCAUUCGCUCAUCAAUAAGUGAUGGCAUCUCGUAUAUUGAGGUACGAACUAGUUUUUUCAAAAAGUAUAUACUUGCAGAGGAUGCGAAGACAAAACUUGAAUUACGCGAACUACUCUUGAUAUUCCAAGAGGUCACGAACGAAAUCAAAGCGGAAUUGAAGGCGAAAGGUCGGGAAGACGAUUUCGCUGGGUUAAAGAUUAUCUACAAUACCCUGAGAAUUAUCUCCUCCGAGGAAUUGGAAUUGGAACUAGAACAGUGCAGCAAAUUCAAGCAGGAAUUCCCGAACCUUAUUGCUGGAUUUGAUCUCGUGGGCCACGAGGACGGGGCGGAGUGUAAACCACUCAUUGAUUACGCAGAGCCACUUUUGCGUUUCGCCGAGCAGCAUCCGGACAUCCCAUUCAUCUUCCAUGCUGGUGAAACUCUGGGUGAUGGCACAGCAGCGGAUAUGAACCUGUAUGAUGCCAUUCUUCUUGGAACGAAGCGAAUCGGACACGGCUUUUCACUCGCUAAGCAUCCAAAAUUGAUGCAAAUCUGUCGAGAGAAGAAAAUAGCAAUCGAAGUCUGCCCUAUAUCAAAUGAAGUACUGCGUCUUACCUCAUCGAUGCCUAUGCACCCCCUCCCGGUAAUCAUGAACCAAGGCAUUCCUGUGGUACUGUCUUCCGACGAUCCUGCGAUGUUUAAUAGCAUGGGGCUGUCCUUCGAUUUCUUCCAGGUAUUGGUGGCAAGUGAAGUUACGGGACUCCUUGCUCUUGGCCACAUGGCCCGUGACAGUAUUACGUAUUCCAUGCUAGAUGAACAGAGCAAGCGCACCGCUAUGGAUGCAUGGGAAAGACGGUGGGCCAAAUUCGUAGAAGAAGUUGCGGCGAUGGAUCCGUGAUUCAGUAAAACUUUGGCUCUCCGAAAUACAAUACAAAAAUUAGCUUUGUAAUGGAUAUUGUAGAAAUACGUAAACUUAUCAAACCUUAAAGUGCGGGUGCUCCUUAUAACGCUUCCAU